AUGGAGCCUGACAAGGUCCGAGCUACAGAGGCCGCCGCCAAGGCCCCGCCCUCGCCGCAACCAUCGCCCCAGCCCACGCCUGCGCCCACGCCCGACAACCACCAUGAUGACGCCAUGGCGCCCGACGAGGACUCCUUCGAGGCCGCCGCCAAGGCCCCGCCCUCGCCGCAGCCAUCGCCGCAGCCCACGCCCACGCCUGCGCCCACGCCAGACAACCACCACGACGACGCCAUGGCGCCCGACGAGGACUCCCUCCAGGCCGCCGCCAAGGCGCCGCCCUCGCCGCAGCCAUCGCCCCAGCCCACGCCCACGCCAGACAACCACCACGACGACGCCAUGGGGUCCGACGAGAGGCCGCCGCCAAGGCCCCAGCCCUCGCCUGCGCCCACGCCAGACAACCACCACGACGACGCCAUGGCGCCCGACGAGAGGCCGCAGCCCUCGCCACAGCCCACGCCCUACAACCACCACGACGACGCCAUGGCACCCGACAAAGUCUGA
This is a messenger RNA of Ostrinia furnacalis (Asian corn borer), 501 nucleotides long. Its product is annotated as anther-specific proline-rich protein APG-like. The transcript is spliced from 6 exons. Bases 1 to 501 code for a protein of 166 amino acids. Lineage: Eukaryota; Metazoa; Arthropoda; Insecta; Lepidoptera; Crambidae. The record is from RefSeq and is a predicted model, not a curated record.